Ceutorhynchus assimilis (cabbage seed weevil) is the source of this 3055-nucleotide messenger RNA. The record is from the annotation of a GenBank genome assembly. Lineage: Eukaryota; Metazoa; Arthropoda; Insecta; Coleoptera; Curculionidae.
GGUUGUGAGUGUUUGUUCCUCCAAAACCAUACAAAUCCCUUAAUAAUUUCAAAUAAAAUCCUGCAGAAAAUAAAAUACACCCUUUAUUAUUGGGACACCAGUCCAGUUUAAUUUAAAUCGAUUGAUUUGAAAGUCAGUGUCACACAGUUUUUUUUUUUAUAUAGUGUGGCUUUUUCUCGAAUAGUAAAUUUUAAACCCCCUUUAUUCAAGUACAAGCAAAGUUUAGGAUAAGUGAAUACAAAUGAGGCUUACAUCUAGUGCACCCUGUAUAUUAUUAUGUUCCUGAAUGCUGCGAUUACAUCUGAUUUGUGACAUCAAUGUGUACAAUCGGAGAUGGUGUGUAGAGAGGAAAUAUUGACAUGGUUUAAGGACUUGGACAGUUACAAACGGAUCGACAUGCUGUGCGAAUUCAUCACCAUGUGCCUGCCGUUCGAGUUGCGCUUUGUCGGAAGUUUCAUGGAAGAGCUGGGCAAGCACAGCUAUCAGGAGCUGCGGCAGCCCGCCUUCACCGCCAACGAUGUUGACAAAUUGGAAAAGGACGCGACAUUGAAAAGUUUGACUCUAUACGACCAAGAGGGUCGUCAUCGAAUUCUUCUCAAUGUUGCUUUAUUGAAAUCGCGCAAUUACAAUGCUGCCAAUUGGCAUUCGAAAAACUUUCUUAGGACAGAUUAUAUUGAGGAUUUGGUGAUCAAGGAAAAGGCAAAUGAGACAAUUCAAAACGAAUUGUUGACGUUGUAUACUAUGGCGUCUAGGCAUCCUGCUUUUAGUUUCGAACAAAAGGUGUUUUUUCAGCGUGUUUUGGGGCAUUUGUUUGAAUUGCGCGAGAGUAGGUUGAGUAGUAUUAGGUUGCAACAGUGCCGGUAUCCGCCUGGAUUUGAUGCACCCAUCAAUCCUUAUAGGAAAGUGCAAGAAAAUGGUCCAUUUCCGAUAAGUUAUCCCAUGUACCAUCCUCCAGGACUUCCUCCUCCGCCCCAAUUAGAUUUCACUGGUCAAUUUCGUUCUGGAUGGCCUCCUGCAUUAACUUGUGGAGCACCUGAGAUUCCUCCGUUUCCACAACCAUUACCGCUCCAACCGCCACAGCCAUCUACUUCCCCGCUAGUCAGCUCACCAAAUCAAUCGCGGAGCGGUUCGCCUCGGCCUCCAAUCAAACCGCCACCGCUCGCUUUUCCUUCAUCAGUACCGGUGGUACCUCUGAUGCCAGUUGUUCCUAUCGAGCCUCUGACCAGAUCUAGUCAGAGUGAAGACACAAUUAGUACAAUGAAGGCGGACGAUUCACCAAUUUGUUCCAGUAAACCGUGGUUGGAAGGGGGCGGCAAACAGAUCAACGGGCUGCGCGUAGGACCGGCGUAUGCGCAGGCCGUUGCUGCGCCUCCCACUUGCAACGUUCGGAAAUCGCUGGUUGAUCAAAUGCAAGCAAUUGCCAUUGUUGAUGAGAGCAAUAAUAGCCAAUAUCAUUCGUCGAGUAGCAGUAGUCCCCUCCAAACACCGCCAGAUACUCCUUCAAGCUUGAUACCGGUAGUUUCGGCAUCAAAUUGUAUAGUAACUUCCCAUCGAAGCUUACCUUUGGAAAAUAACCGAACAACGAGCGGAAUGCCGCCCUAUAUGCCGCCCUUUCCAGGCCCCAAUGAGAGUAGGACAUCGCCGCCACCGCCGCCCCAGAACGCUUUCACAUAUCCUACUCAGUUUGCGCCAAUUCCAAGAUUUUUUGCUAACGCAAAUUUCCGGCCUCCUAGUACUGCUGUCUUUGGUCAGUUUGCACCUCAGCAGCAACCGCCCGGAGGUGGUACUGACAGCGGCGCCGUCGUCACACCUCCUUACCAAUAUCCCGUACCUUAUUUAUCCUUUAUGUAUUCCAGUUUUCCUCCUUUGCCGCCUCCGGCGUCAGCGGCGCCGCAUCCAGGGGCGGCGGUUCGUACGCCGCCGCUCCCCGGGUGCUUCAAUUGCGGCGCGCCAGGUCAUUUAGGGCAGGAUUGUACUCAGCACAACAUCGACGAUAUUAUUGUACAAAAAAAUGUAUACAGUGUGGAAUUUAGUUCAGACAACUCGGACAUUGAAAAAUAACGAAGAGAGAACCUCAUGAAAUAGAAGAAAGUGCAAGAGAAAGAAGUGUGUAUAAAUAAUUGUACCUAUUAAGGUUUAGCAAGCGAUAAGUCUGUCCGUUAUAUUCAAUUUGUUUUGAUAUCGAUCGAGACAAAAGAAAUUUGAGAAUUGGAGUUGGUAUAUUGAGAAGCGGAUAGAGGCUGAUUUUUUUGAUAAACGAGAGACAAAAGAUAUUUUUUAAAAUAUUGUGAUUUUAUUAAUUAAUAUUUACAGUAGAAUUUUAAACCAUAAAAAUCAGCGCCUGUCUAUAAAUUAAUAGAAAAAAGACCUUCAAUUUUUGAUGUUGCGCUGUGAUUUUGGAAAAGUUAACGCAUAAUACUUGGUUUUAUAAUCAGUUUACAAAACUAUAUAUAUUUUUUUUUUUUGGAAUCUCGCAGCUUUAUAUUGUUUUAACGAAGCUUUGGAAUUGAUUUUAGAUACCAAAUUGUUUACUUAUAAUAAUGCCAUAUUAAUUGUUCGUUUUAGCUUUUAUUUUAUACAACUUUUUUUUUUAAAUAUUUUAAUUGUUUUAUACCAAAACAAGAGCUGAUUAAAUCGCCAUAUUAUUAUUACAACUACUUUUAAUUUAUUAUUAUAUUUUGUUGUGAUUUUUGUUAUAAUUUUGUUUUAAUAUCAAAUUAAUAGGAGCGAUAAUUAUUAACCACUAACCCCCCCCUGUACAAAAUUAUUUUUCAGACAAACUCGCAUAUAUUUUGUGAUAAUUUUUUUUCGCCCUUGUAUAAAAAAUAAUAGACACCAAAGCAAUAUUGUUGUUUUUUUGUAGGAUAGCAUAAAAUUUUAGUGGCGAAAUGUCCGCUCCUACUAAAACCUCUGUACAUUAUCAUUAAGGUUCUACUGUAAAUAAAUAGCAACUACCUAUAACAAUUGAAGUUAAUAUAUUGAUAUAUUUAUAAUACGCAAUCAGUACGACUGAACGUUUAACCUGAUUUGAGAUUGAAUAAAAAGGAAGGUUUUU